AUGGCCAGAACACGAGAAAGUUGCUACUCUAUCCAUGCAUCCGUCACAGUUAUUUCCCUUCCAGAGCCUGCUCGUGUUCUACAACGGGCUGAGACCGAGCUCCAUCACAGCACGAGAAAGUGGCAAGGCGACCAUUCCUCUUUCAACUCCAUGUUCUCGAGCGCUCCUCAUUGCGCUCCUGUGUCGGAUGGAAUGUGUACCUGUAACCGGUUGAAGGUUGAGGUGAUGGGCAAAGUGAAGCACGGGGAUAUCCGCCGUAUGUCACAGCAAAAUCAAUCCCACAACGUUGAUGCCUUGGAGGGUCAAGCCAAUGAAACAGGUCCAGGCAGUCUUCCCGUUACGGAGUCUGUCCAACACUCUAAACCUGCGGAGGAGGUUGUCCGAAUGGAUACUAGUAGCUCUCAGUCCACGUUCAAGACUCAAGAUAGCAAGAUUAAUGCCAGAUAUCUCAAUAUCUUUCGUCACCAUACAGUUGGACGCUUGAAAGAUGUUGUUUUCAGUGCGUCAAAGGCGCUAAGAGGAAAUGUCGGCUAUGCGCUUUCGUCAAUGCUCGGCAAAACAUCUGAUGAUAAAGAGGAACUUACCAACCGAACAGAAAAUCAACAACCUUGA
This is a messenger RNA of Neurospora hispaniola, 612 nucleotides long. RefSeq lists its product as uncharacterized. The transcript has 4 exons. The record is from RefSeq and is a predicted model, not a curated record. Lineage: Eukaryota; Fungi; Ascomycota; Sordariomycetes; Sordariales; Sordariaceae. The coding region runs from base 1 to 612 and encodes 203 amino acids.